UGGAAACUUAUAGUAUCAAACAUGAACAAAAAAAGUGGUGAUCAACUGAAUUUUUCAGCUGAAACAGGUAACAUAGAACUCCUCUAUGCAGCAAUUCAAGAUGAUCCAUCUAUUUUGGAAAAUAUAGAUACAAUCCAAUUUGUAGAAACUCCUUUACAUAUCUCUGCAUCUAGGGGUCAUCUCGAGUUUGCCACUGAAAUAAUGAACUUGAAACCUUCGUUUGGUAUGAAGCUAAAUCAGCAAGGUUUCAGCCCCAUUCAUCUUGCUAUGCAAAACGGCCAAAAGGCAAUGGUGUCUAAGUUGGUUGGCAUCAAUAAAGAUCUUGUUAGAGUUAAAGGAAGAGAAGGCUUGACUCCACUUCAUUUCGCAUGUCAAAAUGGGGAGGUUGAACUUUCAGCUGAAUUCCUCACUGCUUGUCCGGAUUCCAUUGAAGAUGUAACUGUCAGAGGUGAAUCUGCAUUGCACAUUGCUGUUAUGAAUCAUCAGUUUGGGACCCUUCAGGUACUUGUUGGCUGGCUCAAAGAAAACUGCAAGACAGGUGCUAGAAUGCUGCAAAAUAAAAUAUUCAACCACAAAGACAACGCAGGCAACACUGCUUUGCACAUUUCAUCCCUUAGGAGUGAACCAAAGGUAACCUCGUGAUUAA
Messenger RNA from Lathyrus oleraceus (garden pea), 646 nucleotides. RefSeq names its product ankyrin repeat-containing protein BDA1-like. The transcript has a single exon. Lineage: Eukaryota; Viridiplantae; Streptophyta; Magnoliopsida; Fabales; Fabaceae. Bases 22 to 642 code for a protein of 206 amino acids. Gene Ontology annotation, molecular function: protein binding. The record is from RefSeq and is a predicted model, not a curated record.